Nicotiana tabacum (common tobacco) is the source of this 1780-nucleotide messenger RNA. RefSeq names its product putative beta-1,3-galactosyltransferase 14. The record is from RefSeq and is a predicted model, not a curated record. NCBI's taxonomy places the organism in Eukaryota, Viridiplantae, Streptophyta, Magnoliopsida, Solanales, Solanaceae. Gene Ontology annotation, cellular component: Golgi membrane. Gene Ontology annotation, molecular function: galactosyltransferase activity.
ACAACAAACAGAGCAGAGGUUUUAAAUUUUAAUAUAACUUCCAAAAUGAGAGCUUACCUCAACUCCCAACACCAAUUUUGAAACGUAAAGUUUGCUCUUCUUCCCUCUUCUCCCCCCUUAAACCCCUCACCCACUGAAUCUUGAACUUUCAAUUUCUGUAAAUUGUACCUCCUUUGUGCCAUUAAACUUCUUAGUAAUUCACACAUCAAUACCCAACACUUAUGAAAAACUCAUAAACUCACAAAUCACCAUUUUUUUCAACUUUCCAUUCCCAAAAAAGGCAAGUUCUGUUUUUUCUUUCAAUGCCUUCAUCUCCUAAAUCAUUCAAUGCUUGGCCAUCUUCCUCUCCCCUUAACUCCCGUAGAUCGACGGUUCUGAUUCUUUGUUCUCUUAUCGGUCUAGCUGGGUUUGUAUUCGGUUUCAUUGCAAUUUCGAGGCAAGGUUUGGGGCACAAAUGUAAAUAUGCUGAACCUCGAUCUGUUUCUGUUGUGUGGGAUAAAAGUUCCAGUAAAGCUACGGGCCUUUUAGAUGAAGGGCAAAAGAGGCAUAAAGUUAUGGGCUUUGUUGGGAUCCAAACCGGGUUCGGAUCCACUGGCCGUCGCCGGUCUUUGCGGCAGACUUGGUUUCCCUCUGAUCAUCAAGGCCUUCAAAGGUUAGAAGAAGCCACGGGCUUGGCUUUUAGAUUUAUAAUUGGUAGAACAAGUGAUAAAUCCAAAAUGGCAGAGCUUAAGAAAGAGAUAGCGGAAUAUGAUGAUUUUUUACUAUUAGACAUUGAAGAGGAGUACAGUAAGCUCCCAUACAAAACCAUAGCUUUUUUCAAAGCUGCCUAUGUGCUUUAUGAUUCUGAGUUUUAUGUUAAAGCUGAUGACGACAUAUAUUUGCGGCCAGAUCGCCUUUCACUGCUCUUGGUCAAAGAGCGGUCUCACUCACAAACAUACCUUGGAUGCAUGAAAAAGGGUCCAGUUUUCACUGACCCCAAGCUCAAAUGGUAUGAACCACUUGGAUAUAUGCUUGGAAAGGAGUAUUUUCUCCAUGCCUAUGGUCCUAUUUAUGCUCUUUCUGCUGAUGUUGUUAUGAGUUUGGUUGCUCUCAGGAAUAACAGUUUCCGAAUGUUUAGCAAUGAGGAUGUUACUAUUGGUUCCUGGAUGCUUGCGAUGAAUGUCAAUCAUGAGGAUAAUCGGCAACUAUGUGAACCAGAGUGUACCCCUUCAUCCAUUGCUGUGUGGGAUAUUCCCAAGUGUUCAGGUCUAUGUAAUCCUGAGAAGAAAAUGUUGGAACUUCAUGCAAAAGACAUGUGCUCAAAGAGUCCCACUCUGCCAUCAGAUGAGGAUGAUUAGAGCUCAUUGCCGUCAAACACAGUAGGCUGGCAGAUUGUUUACAGAUUGAUUCAUUCCUUUUGGUUAAUGGGCUCAGUCAAUGUUGCUUCUGGAAGUUGUCUCCACUAAAUGUCGCGGCCAAUUUGUAAGUUACCUGUGCAACAGUAGUUGAGGAAAAUAUUUUUUCCAGUUGUCCCGUUUAGAGAUCAGAUUUUUGUAGCAAUAGGAGAUUAGGGGCAAGAGAUUACCUUAGUCCUCCUGUUAAUAGAGUGCUGUAAGUGUAAGGUUACCGCUUGGAAUUUAAACACGGAGUUAGUUACUUGACAUUCUGUGCAAAUAGUGUACUCUGUUGUUUACAUUACACAGUUGUUAUUUUGAGGUCCUAGAACAGUUCAUACACUCUGGAGGAAAAGAUUGUCAUAACAAUCUAUGAAUAAUUCAAGAUUUUUUAGAAUUCACAUGUA